AUCAAAAAAUUUGGUAAGGUGGUCGUCUCCAAGAUGAUCCAGGAGUAAGGAGAGGAAAGGCGGCGACAAUGAGGAAUUGAGAAAGUAAACUGUAACCGGCUGAGAGGGUCAAAAAUUUCAAUGGUUUUGAUAAAUAUAAUUACAUUUUAAUCAUGUUCUCUUAUUCAAUUACCUUCAUGCUUAUAAUAAUUUAUAAAAAUAUAUUUAUAGCUUAUUACGUAUAGCAAAAUACCUUGAUGAGGCGGGUUUGGGUAUGAAGCGAGGGACGCUAUAACCAUACCAGCCUCAUACCCAUCUCGUUCUUUGCGAAUUUUAUCCAUACCCGUCCAUACCCGAUCAAAGCGGGAAUUUCCUUUAUUAACUGAAUCAAAGGUAGACGAAUACCACGAACAUGAGUUUGAUUAUCAUCAUAAUUUCGGACGAGCCAAGUUGGGCCCUGUCCCACCUCCACUGCACAGUCCACACACAUCCCACAAUCAUUCAUUCUCCCCCUAAACCCCACCCACUGUCAUACGUCAUUCGUGCCAUCACUCCCUCUCCCUUUCUCUUUCCAUCUCUUCCCCUCUUUCCCCGACAAAGCCGCGAGGGCUGCCUAACCACCAUCCACCGUCCACGUGUCGCACCACCCACCGUCCAAAAUUUCCCUCCCUCCCACCUCGAUCAUAUAUCAUCCCUUCUCAUCCCUUUCCCUUUCCCCCCUCCCCCUUCUCCCCAUUUCCAAUACCAGAAACAACAAAACCAUUUUUACUACUGAAAUCCUCAAUCAACGAGGCUGCGGAGGAAGAAGACUUUGUUCGUCGUUAUGGCGACUGCGGAGGCUGACAUGUACGUGACGAUCAAUUUCGAGGAGACGGAGCUAAGGCUGGGCCUCCCCGGCGGGCCCAAACCUGCUGGGACAGUGGGUAGAACCACCGGUGCUGCUGGGAAGAGAGGCUUCUCGGAGACCGUCGAUUUGAAGCUCAAUUUGUCACCGUCCACCACCAAGAUGGACGGCUGCGAUCCUCAUGCUGCCAUCAAGACAGGCAACAACGAUGACAAGAUGAUGAUGAUGAACAAGGACGAAUUAUCCGCUGCUGCUUGCUCUAACAACGAUCCGGCAAAACCGCCUGCCAAGGCACAAGUGGUGGGUUGGCCGCCCAUCCGGUCGUUCAGAAAGAACGUGAUGGCUGUCCAGAAAAGUAAUAAUGACGCCCAACCUUCCAAGAAACCCGCCGCCGCCGACGCCGCCGCCACCACACCUCCGCCGGCGGCGGCGGCGUUCGUGAAGGUGAGCAUGGAUGGCGCUCCAUACCUCAGAAAAGUCGACUUGAAACUCUACAACAGCUACAGCGACCUCUCCGAGUCCCUCGGCAAAAUGUUCAGCUCCUUCACUAUCGGCAAUUGCGGACCAAAUGGGAUGAAGGAUUUUAUGAGCGAGAGCAAGCUGGUAGAUCUCUUGAACGGUUCUGAAUACGUGCCAAGUUACGAGGACAAAGAUGGAGACUGGAUGCUUGUUGGAGAUGUUCCAUGGGAGAUGUUCGUGGAGUCAUGCAAGCGGUUGCGAAUAAUGAAAGGGUCUGAAGCAAUUGGACUUGCACCAAGAGCUGUGGAGAAGUGCAAGAGCAGAAGCUGAAGAGAACAGUUCUGGCGGGUGAAUAAUAGUUUAACCGCGCCGCUAUAUAGGAAUUGGUCCACUUGAACGUUAAUUCCAAGUUCAUUAUAAGGCACAAUUAUUAUAUAUAACAGAGGGGGAGGAUUGAUCUUCAAUAGUAAGCUCAUCAUACAUACAUAUAUAAUAUAUAUGUGCUUAAUUACUGUAGAACUUCACUUUCGCCCAUGUUGCACUUUGUUAUAUUGUCUUUUUAUGUAACGUUUGUUUACUGUCACCUUUUGUUCGUUGGCUUUGCUUUUUUUUUUUUUUGAGUUUUUGGUUGUCAUCAUGUAUGAAUUACUUUUUUGUUUUUCUCCCUCCUCCAACUUGUAAAUUUUUAUAGAUGGGUCCAAAUUUUUAAUAGAUAGUGUACUUAUUUUAGUUCAUUACCAUGUGGGCAUAGUUAUUAUGGGAAUCUCCUCCAUAUCUCUUUUUUGAUUCUUUUAUGGGUUUGUAUCUUAUCUUAUUGAUUAAUGCUUCUUCCAACUAGUACGUACUAUUGAAUUGAGAGGGCAAAUUGGGUGGUGGAGGGAAGGUUCACGGGGACAAAGUGAUACCGUGUGGGGCAUUACCACGUGGGCUGUGUUGGAGGGUAUACGCACACGAUUUCAUAUGUUAUUUUCUUUGGGUUGCUCGCAAAUAGAUUGAUCCAUGGAUUUGUGAAUUGCAUUGGUGGAUCCAUGGAUCAAAUGGAUUGGAUCCAAUGGAUUGAUGGAUUGGGUCAAGUGGAUUGAUAGAUUAUCCAUGAAUCCAAAUGACAUCCUCAACCAAGGACCAAUAUGUAAAAUGUGAAAAGUUUAGGUACUAAAACAUCAUAAUGAAAAUAUUUAAGGUACCAAAACAUAAUUUUCCAAUGAUAUUUUUCAUAUAAAAAUACAUUUUGGGUACCAAAAUGUAAAACAUAAAAAGUAUAGGUACCAAAAUGUAAUUUGCCAUUUGGAUCCAUGGAUCAAUCAAUGAAUCCACCAAUCCAAUUGGAUUUGAAUCAAAUGGAUUGGAUUAGAUGGAUAUUUUUAAUCGAUUGGUGUAUUGGAUUGAGAAUUGCCACCUCUAGUUGCGAUCCAACUUAUAACCAUGGUGUUUCAGUUGGGUGGUAAGGAACCCUACAACAAAAACUUAACUUUUGCAACCAAAGAGUUUACAACCAGACUAAAAUUAGUUGUGAAAAGAAUAGUAUAUACAAUCAAUUAUAUUAUGGUAGCUAGAAUACUACAAAUUUGGUUGUCUGAUUGAAGUCAAAGUAUUGAUAAUCAAAUAAAACUGGAAGAGACCAAAUAAUUUGGUAGAUUAUUUUUAAUUUUUCCAAGCAAAUAAUUAUGGUAGCAUAAUGAUUUUUAGUUUUUCCAACCAAAUAAUUUGGUAGUAUAUUGAUUUUUGCUUUCUCCAACCAAAUAUUAUUGGUUAUGAAUUUAAGCAAGAAAUUUAAAAAUCUUAGAUAACUAAAUAAUUUGGUUCCAAAUUAAACCAAAGUUUCGUGUUCGAUUUUAAAUUAGAGACGUUAAAAAUAAUGAAAUAAUAAAAUUCAG
Molecule: messenger RNA, 3156 nt
Organism: Linum trigynum
Lineage: Eukaryota; Viridiplantae; Streptophyta; Magnoliopsida; Malpighiales; Linaceae
Source: the annotation of a GenBank genome assembly